GCCUCUUUUCUUUAAUUUCCAGGAGAAAGAGAGAAGAACUCCUUGAUUCCACCCGCCACCACCAGCCUCCUUAAAUAGGAAGCUUUGAACCCCAACUUCUACAAACCCACUCUGCGUCUAAGCUCCUCCCGGAGACCAGGCUGGCAGGCGCACGGACACCCCUAUUCCCCCCGGCCAUCCUUGGUUACGUGUAGUGUAGAGCAGGAGAGAGAGAUCGAGCCGGCGAGAGCGAGAGCGAGAGCGAAAGCGAAAGCAAGAGAGCGUGAGAGAGAGAGACGGUCAAGACGGGUCUGCCGGUGUGGAUGUUGGGGCUGGGCGCGGCUCGGUUGGAGGCCGACAUGAACCGCUUGAUGGCCCUGCUCUUCCACCAGGGGGUGCUGGACGAGCAGUUCAUGCAGCUGCAGCAGCUGCAGGAUGAAUCUUCCCCCAAUUUCGUCUCCGAGGUCAUCUCCAUCUACUUCCGGGAAUCGGAGAAGCUCCUCAAGAAUCUCCGAUCUCUACUCCUCAGAGCUGACAGGGAGUGCACGGACUACACGAAGAUAGGGAUACAUCUGAACCAGCUGAUGGGCAGCAGUUCCAGCAUCGGAGCCAAACGCGUGAGGACUGUCUGCCUUGCCUUCCGCGCCGCUUCCGAGCACAGCAACUGGUCCGGAUGCCUGCGCUCGCUGGAGGUGCUGGAGCACGAGUACUGCUACCUCAAGACCAAACUGCACGAGCUCUUCCAGAUGGAGCAGCACAGAGUGAUGGCGGCCGGGGCUAGGUACCACCCUGCGCUGUCGUGAGACUACUUCAUGUCUUGGAGCGUCCCCAGGAGAGGCCCGUCUCCGUCUCCAAUCCGACGCUAGCUGUUUGUCUCUCUCUAUCUCCGCACCGGUGUCUCUCGUCUCCGUUUGAUGCAAGAUGGUCGCUGCCGGUGCCGGGCGAACAGAGCGGGCGAAUUAAGCCGGACGGUGGGAGGAGGACGAGGGCGAGAAUUGGGCCUAUCGGGUAUGUCUGAUGGCUGGCUGGUUUUGCGUAUAGUUUGCGACUGACGAGGGAGGAUCAGGAGGUGUCGUCUGCCAGCUGGUUGCGGUGUUAUUGUGGCGUUAUAGCUUUCAGGUCCGUCACAUGAAUGCCGGAACCUAAUUUAUGUCUGUUGAAUACCUCCUGUUGCCUCCUCGCAAUGGCAACCACCUUAUAUUUAGUGGCCUCUAUCAGUGCUUUUCCUCCGGAGCUCUCUCUGUCUCGCAGCUCUCGCUCUCGCGUUAAUGAGCGCGCGCUCAGUAGAGUUAAAUGUUAUUAUCGUGGUCGUC
Molecule: messenger RNA, 1292 nt
Organism: Phoenix dactylifera (date palm)
Lineage: Eukaryota; Viridiplantae; Streptophyta; Magnoliopsida; Arecales; Arecaceae
Source: RefSeq, a predicted model, not a curated record